GUGCGUAUUUGCAUUUGCGAUUGUGUUUGUGUCUACUGUCUACCGGCAAUAACGUUUUCAAAUCUUCGCAUUGUGAAUAUUGAGAUUGUAUCUCUAUAAACAAUAUCAACCAAUGAUUAUAUAGUGCGUCUUGUUAAUCUAAACAAAAAAUAUGUCCUAAAGCCGUAUAAUCUGAGACGUUUUGAGAAACUUUCUUAGGAAAACACCAUGGGCGAGGAAGACAUUAAGAAGUUCUGUCCAAACUGUUCUCAGCUUUAUAUAUUACAACUAAACUCUGCAUCAAAGCCGAAAGGAAAUUUGCCACUGCUCCUACCAUGUGGCCACUCAAUGUGUGAAAACUGCAUCAUAAACAUUGUAAAAUGUCUGGAGCCUAUUGAAUGUAAAGUUUGUAUCUGUGAUGCCGAUGUGAAGAUCAAUGACUUGAAUACAUUCAUUCAAGAUAAAAAUGUAUUAUAUUCAAAAUUUCCCAUAAAUAUUCAUAUGGUCGGAGAACUGGCUGUGACUCUGAUGAAGGAAUCACACUCAACUCGUCAGAAACCCGAAGAUGACUUUUUCAUUGACCUUAAAGCUUUGUUAAGAUGUGCAGCAGAACAAGGCAAUUGUGUUGAAUGCAAUGCUACUACAUCUAAAAUGUGUAAGGAGUGUUGUACCAUUUUGUGUGAAGCCUGCUUCAAUAAAACUCACAAGAACUACAUUGUUUUCAAGAACCAUGUUCUACAAAAUAUUGAAACAUCUAUGCUACCAAAUACUUGCAAGCAGCAUCUUGACAAACCACUUGACUAUUACUGCAAGGAUUGCAAGAAAUGUGUAUGUACAGAUUGUAUGAUCCUUGGUGGGGAAAAGUCUUGCAAGAACCACGAAGUUGUGUCUUUACAGGAAAUUAAUGGAACCUUCUUGGAAGAUUUAAAUGAAAUUUCACCUAAAGUUGAUGAAACCUACCGAAGACUGACAAAAACAGCUGUUGACAUAGGAUAUUUGCUUUAUAACUAUGAAAAUGACGCAGGAUCAGCAAAAGACCUUACUAAUAUACUCGCCAGUGUAGAACAACACUUCUCAAAGCUGUUUUCUAUCAUACAAAAACAUAAGGAAGAAAUUGUAAACAUAAUAUUGUACUUAAAAUUUUCUGAAAAGCACUCUUUGCAAAGAGCUAAGUCUGAAAUAGCAAAUUCUAUCAAGAAAGCUUAUAAUGUGUUGGAUUUAAUAGCAGUUGCAACAGACACCAAAAAUAUUAAAAAGAUAAAUAUGCCAGUACUUUUGAAAGAAGCUGAAGAAGUUGUGAAUACUCCCUGGUAUCUCAGCAAGAAAGAAUCAGACAAAGAACCUCUCAAGGUGACUGUUAAUGAAGAAUUGUGUUCACUAGUCAGCGACUAUGUGCACUUGGAAGGCAAUGUGAAGUCUGUUUACAAAAUGUAUUCUACAUCAGAACUGGGAAGUGAUGUAGAGAUACCACCGGCCCCUGCCGCACCUGUUCAACCACCGGAACUGGCUAAAGAUGCGAGACUAUCAAAACAAAAUAAAGCUAAACCUGAAACUACUAAAGCACCAGCUUUAUUCACAAGAGUACCCAAGUAUCGUAGCAAGAGUGGUUCCGUAUCAUCUGUAAACUCGAGCUGCAGUGAGAAAUCCAACAGAAGCUACAUAGUUCAAAAUCAAUAUGUAAAUCAACCAAUUGUUCAGCCAGUCGCACCAUUUCAAGAAAACCAACAUCCACAGCAGUUGUGUGAAGGUUCCCAAGAAUUGAUCUACGUUACGCACAUUGUGGAUCCACACAACUUUUUCGUGCAAAGGGCUUGUUUCCAAAGACUGGUUAAAGACAUGGUACGCGAAUUCCGAAAUGCGGUAUCUUUCGCAAAACCUUCCGUCAAUCACAUCUCGCCGGGUAAAACAUAUUUGGCUUUCAACAAGGCCGACAAUAUGUGGCAGAGAUGCCGUGUCCUUGGAAUCGACAUAAAAAACAAUAAGAAUCCUGUUGUUCAGGUUUUCUGUUUCGAUUUUGGAAGCAUCGAAUUUGUUUCAGCUGAUAAAUUACGACUUUUGCCUCCAUCUAAAAUACAGUGUCCAUAUCCACUUGCCAUCAAUUGUUCUUUGGCUAAUUGUGUGCCAAUAAGCGGCAGUUGGACUAGUGACGAUUCUUUGCUCAUCCAAAAUAUAAUUGACAACAAGCAGGCAGUGCUUCAUGUGCGCCAUAUGAUCCCUAUGUCAAACGUGGACUUUAAGUUGGAUUGUGAUGUGACCACUUUCGAGAAUGGAGUCAGCAUUGCUCAUGCUUUAGUGUUUCACGAACGUGCCAAGAUGCCUAAUCCAAAACUAUGGUAUCCAACAAUUGUGGGUAUAGAGGAGAAACCAAAACUGUAUCAUUCCAGUGACAUAAAGACUAAAGAAGAAGUAUACAUAACACAUGUAAUUAACCCAGACAAGUUUUAUGUGAGAAAGCAUCAUCUCCAAGAAGUUUACGACAAACUUACUGAAGAAUUAGAGCAGGAAUACAGCCUUGCUUCUACUACAGGCACUGUGUAUUUACCAGAAAAAGGUAAGGUGUAUGCGGUGAAUUUGGAGAAAUGUCAGGAGAAUACGUCAGAGAUCCGAUGGGCGCGCGGCGUAGUGACGGAGCUCCCAGGCCACAAGCGUGUGAGGGUGCACCUCCCCGAUUGUGGCCGCUGUCUGCUCCUGCAUUGGUCCUCACUGCGUUACUUACAAACAAAGUUUACAACACUUAGUGCUCUGGCCACUGAGUGCCACCUCGCGGGCAUAACGCCCCUCAACAAGCAAUGGAGCUCUGUUUCGGUUGAAUUCCUUAAAAAAUAUAAGGAAACUUUACUUGAACUCCACGUUGAAGACCAUCGCAACAAAACUAGACGCAACCACGGAUCUAUCGGAGUCAUUCUUUACGAUAAAAAUAACACAGAAAACUCAGUCUGCAUUAACAAUGAGAUGAUCAAACAUAAGUUUGGUGUUUCCUUUGGGAUUUAUACAUUUAACACAGAUCCUCCAGAAGAACUGGUUGUCACAAACAAGUCUCCUCUACAAGAACCUAAACCAAUUAAACCACAAAAAAAUAAAAUAACCAUCUUGAAGAAAGAAGUACCAGAAAAAAUUAUGCCACCCGAAAAUGUAAAUGAAGAAGAUUUACUGGCUAAGGACAAGGGUCCACUGAGGUUAGAGGCCAAGGUUCUGAAUUACCAAUCUCCUUCACAUAUUUAUAUUUCCUUAGUUCAUCAACAAAAAACCUUCAAUGAACUCUUUGAAAAAAUGCAAAAAUAUUACUCGAAAAAUAAUAAAAACAAACCAAAAGAAGACUGGAAAGUUGGUGAUAGGUGCAGCACAUUAUGCCAACAAUCACAAACUUGGCGCCGAGCUAUUAUUAUGGAACUUAACGGUAAUGAUGCUAAGUUAUUCUACAGCGAUUUUGCCUGCAUUGAAACAGUACCAAUAUCCAGUUUAAAAGAAUUGACACCAGAAUUUUCAAAGAUUGGUGAUGCGGCUAUAAAAUGCCACUUGUGUGGCAUCAUGCCAGCAGUAGGUGACGAGUGGCCUUUAAUUACCAAGGAAUAUUUAAAAGAACUUCUCGAUGCAUACAAGAGAAUAUUUGUAACGAAAAUGGGCACCUUUAAAGAUAAAAGUAUGCCAAUUCAACUGUGGGUUUAUCAUACUGUGCAAGGAGGUGCCUUAGAACCGAAUAAAUCUACCUGGCGUUGUUUGAAUGAGAAAAUACUUGAACAAGGUCUCUGCGUACCUGAUCAAUCUCAAGUCGUUCCAACUGAUAACAAUGCCGAAAAUUCGGAAGAUAUGUUAUCAUUUCUGAAUAUCACUGGCUCCGUGAAUGAGUGGCUACUAUUAGAACCAAUGCCUAUGGUACCACUGAAGAAGGAAAAACUUGAUAUUGGUUCCAAUACAAAUUCACCCUCGCCAUCUCAAGAGAGUGAAGAUAUCAAAUACAUUGCUAAAGAAGACCCCAGUCCAUCCAAUGUAAUGUAUAUUACUGACUGGUUGCCACCGGAACCCCUCAAUAGCAGGGAAUUUACUGCAUUACCGACGUACAUAGACAACGAUGGUAUUAUUUACUUACAUGACAUAUGUCAACAAGAUACACUGGAUCUUAUUCGUAAAGCAUUAGAUGUCCGUUUUAAAGACCCUGACCCAAAAGCAAAGUUUACAAAAUGGACUGUAGGGGAACCGUGCGUAGCAUUAUUCUUUUUAGAUAAUCGCUAUUAUAGAGGACGUGUGAUUGAAGUAAAUGAUGAAAAUUCCACAUGUGUCAUUCAUUACAUAGAUUAUGGUAAUGAAGAGACAUGCUCCUUUGCCAAUUUAAGAAAAAGUGUUCCACUCCACCAAAUUCCAACCCAAGCCCACAAGUGUAUGUUAAAUCGAAUACGUCCUGUAGGUAAACAUUGGGACAGACAAACAUUAGACUACAUUCACAAAUCAAUUGUUGAAAAAAAAUGCUUUGUGAAAGUGGUAGGUGAUGCAGUCGAUGGAAUAAUACCUGUAGAGCUGAAGUAUGACAAAUUGUGGAUAAAUGACCACUUAGUAGAUUUUGAAAUGGCUGAAUACACAGAUGGUACUAAAGCACCAGUAAUGAAAUAUUGUCCAGUUGAAAAGAACAAAGAAAUAAUCCAAGAAAAUACUUAUGAAUGUGAUUCCGGACCAGACUAUAUUGUAGUGGAUGAUCCAAAUACUACCACUGAUCAGUUAUCUUCAUGUCAAGAUUCCUUUGAAUUAAGCUCUUUGAAGGCUACAGACUGGAAUAAAUUAAUAGAAGAUGAACAAUCUGCAACUGAUGAAAAGUUUCUUACAUACCCAAAGCAUUCUGAUGACGAAUACAAGUGUAAUAUCACAGUAAUUAAUGACGUUAACACAUUAGAACUUAAUAUUGUUUGGGAUGAAGAUACAUCUAGGCUUUACGAACAGAUGUUUGAAGAACUCCAGUCUGAAAGUAUGAAUAUGUCGCCUCUGAAUGGAAUAUUUGAAAAUAAAGCAUGUAUUGCAGUAUUUCCAGAAGACGGUCAAUGGUACCGCGCAUCAAUUUUACAAUUUAGCGAAAGAAAAAGUCGCGUUAAAGUAAGGUAUGUUGAUUAUGGCAACAUUGAGGUUAUUUCCUUAGCUGAUACAAGAGAGAUCUGUGAAGAAUGGGCAAAACUUCCUCCGGCAACUAUAUCUGCCAAACUGUUUGGCGUGCGCUUAAAUCCCGAUACAGAUAUCAAUGUUAUUACAAAAUAUUACUCUCAAGUUUUCUUGGAUAAAGGUCCAUUCCAAGUAAAUAUCAUGGGUUAUGAAGGUCAAGUGCCAUUGGUAGAAUUAAGAUAUGAAAAUAGUGAUUUGGUAUACAAAAACCUUAUCGAAGAUAAUAUAUUCAUUAAAUGUGAUUAAUCGUAACUCGAUUUUAAUUGUCUUUUUGUUACUUUUUACAUAAAAAAUGCAGGUUACAUAUGUUACAUGCAAGACCAUAACUAAAACCUGCAUAUUUUUAUUAUAUUUUAAGUUUUAAACUA
This is a messenger RNA of Spodoptera exigua (beet armyworm), 5489 nucleotides long. The record is from the annotation of a GenBank genome assembly. Lineage: Eukaryota; Metazoa; Arthropoda; Insecta; Lepidoptera; Noctuidae.